This is a messenger RNA of Cheilinus undulatus (humphead wrasse), 1584 nucleotides long. RefSeq names its product general transcription factor IIF, polypeptide 2a (gene gtf2f2a). The coding region runs from base 56 to 868 and encodes 270 amino acids. Gene Ontology annotation, cellular component: transcription factor TFIIF complex. The record is from RefSeq and is a predicted model, not a curated record. Gene Ontology annotation, biological process: transcription initiation at RNA polymerase II promoter; transcription by RNA polymerase II. NCBI's taxonomy places the organism in Eukaryota, Metazoa, Chordata, Actinopteri, Labriformes, Labridae. The transcript is spliced from 9 exons.
UACGCAUGCGUGUAGCAGUCGCAUUGUAAGCUAUCCGAAUUUUUAAUUCUAAAAAAUGUCAGAGAAAGGAGAAGUGGAUUUAACUGGCGCUAAACAGAACACGGGCGUGUGGCUCGUAAAGGUGCCCAAAUAUCUUUCUCAGCAAUGGGCAAAAGCAUCAGGAAGAGGAGAGGUCGGGAAACUCCGCAUCUGCAAGAAAGGAAACCUUGGGAAAGCAGAGGUGUCAUUCACUUUGAAUGAGGAACUGACAGCGAUUGAAGGCAUAGAAGAUAAGACGGUGUCUGCACCUCGUGAGCACCCAUUCACCAUGCAGUCAGUCGGCGGUCAGACGCUCGCCGUCUUCACCGAAAGUUCAUCGGGCCAGUCAGAAGAAAGAUCUGAUGGCAGCAGCUCAGGUUCGGGGGCAGGGGGAGGUCCAGAUAAAAUAGCCUUGGAGGGAGUGGUGGUGCAGAGAGCGGAAUGCAGACCUGCUGUUAGUGAAAGCUACAUGAGGCUAAAGAGGCUACAAAUCGAAGAGUCCUCAAAGCCAGCCAGGCUGUCAAAACAACUGCAGAGUCCCGUCACAAACAACUACAAACCUGUGGCCAACCACACAUACAAUCUGGAGUAUGAGAGGAAAAAGAAAGAGGAGGGCAAGAGAGCCAGAGCUGACAAACAGCAGGUGUUGGACAUGUUGUUUUCUGCUUUUGAGAAACAUCAGUACUACAACAUCAAAGACCUGGUGGACAUCACCAAACAGCCUGUGAUUUACUUGAAAGAAAUCUUGCGUGAUAUCGGCAUCUACAAUGUGAAGGGAACACACAAGAAUACCUGGGAGCUCAAGCCAGAAUACCGACAUUACCAAGGAGAGGAAAAGACUGAUGAAUAGUUUCCAAACCUUGCCAUGCUGGCACAUCAUCUUUAUAUGGGUGUAACUCCCAGAUCAGGCCUUGGUUGGACCUUGGAGGACUGACCUGAUUUCUUUACAUCAGAUCAAACACUGAAUGACAAGGUCAAGCAGAGGUCCAGUUUUACAAAUAGAAGUUGUUAUAUACUGUUGUCAUUAUGAAGGAAACAAGAAGAAUCUGCAUUAGGAGACAAUAUGAGGUUUAAUGCUUGUGUGCACCGUUUCUUCCAGAUGUGCUCUCUGUAACAGCUCUAGCAGAAUCUCAAGGUAAAAGAGAGUAUUUGAAUUAGGUGUGCCGUUUAUAAGAGACAGACUUGGCAUUGUUCAAAGCUGAAGAUGCACUGUUGUUUUUAGCAGUUUCUAAGGACUAAGAAGUAAUUAUGGGUUUCAUUUUUCAAAGAUAAACCUCAGGUAGGUUAGAAUCGCUCUCUAAAAUAAUGUGCUACAGAACUUUUUCCCUGGACAUUUUUUGAUAAUUUCCUUUUUUUGUAAAAUGACUCUUGUGUUUUUUUAAAGACCCAACCUAGCAAGUUUCAGAAUGACAACUUUUGAAGAUUAUUUUAGCCUGAACUUGUGUUGACAAAAUUCAAUCUGUGACAUUUUUUCGGAAAUUAUGCUUCAAGGUUCUUGACAUUUUUAACUUUUAUUAUUUGAUGUAUGUAUAAUAAAUAAAUGUUUUCACUAGAAAAAAUAGUUCA